This is a messenger RNA of Chelmon rostratus (copperband butterflyfish), 3579 nucleotides long. RefSeq names its product deoxynucleotidyltransferase, terminal, interacting protein 2 (gene dnttip2). The record is from RefSeq and is a predicted model, not a curated record. Lineage: Eukaryota; Metazoa; Chordata; Actinopteri; Chaetodontiformes; Chaetodontidae. Gene Ontology annotation, cellular component: nucleolus. The transcript is spliced from 7 exons. Bases 18 to 2831 code for a protein of 937 amino acids. Gene Ontology annotation, biological process: RNA processing. Gene Ontology annotation, molecular function: RNA binding.
AGGAGCUAGUAUGCAAGAUGGUGGCUACCAGGAGAGGAGUACGCGUGUACUCCCCUAGUAAAACAAACCCAGACCAGUCCUCAGAUGUCCCGGCCACCCCUUCUACUGGUAGAAGAACCAGGAGCACUGCUAAACAAGCAGAGAGCCCCACCCAGCAUGUCCUGGUGGAGACCAGCAGCCAGCUUGACAAAACUGAGGGAGGACAUCAGGCAUCCCCACCUACCUCCCUAGUAAAAAGAUGUACCAGAGCUUCCAGACUCCACAGUCCAGAGCAGCCAUCCACACCUGUGGGCUCCACCCACGAAGCAGACAUAUCAGAUGUGGAGUCCUGUUGCUCUGUGGUGUCCGACAGCAUGCCACCAAUGACAGGCACCAGGAGGAGGAGGAGACAGCCCCGCACAGCAAGUAAGGAAGAUGAGGAGAUAUCUGAGGUGGAAUCGUGCUCUUCUGCAGUAUCUGCAUCCAAAGCUGGCCGAAGUAGCCGCCGGAGCACGAGGAGGAAGACGAUUCCUAAAAGCUCUGAUCCAACUCAUGCCGAGGCGGGCAACGUCAAGUUGGACUUGGUGCUGGAGGCCGAAUCCUGCAGCUCUGUGGUGUCCGAACCCCAGAGAGUCACCAGAAGUCAGAGAAAAACUGCUCGCACCAGAUCAUCUGCCACACAACAAACUGAGGACUCAGAGCUCUCAGAUGCUGACAGCUGCAUGUCCAGCGUUUCCGGGGCUGCAGUUGCGAGGUCCACCACCCACAGAGCUACGAGAUCCAGAAGGCAAACAAGUGCCAUCCCCAUUCACCUAGAUGAAGCCUCAGAAGGCUCUCUGUCCCCUGCCCCAACUGCUCGAAGGAGCCGUGCUGCAAGAGGAAAGGCAGCAGCUGCUGUAGAUGUCAGUGAGCCACACUCUUGUGACUCUGAAGGGUUUGAGUCCGGGCCCACUUAUAGUAUGAUGACUCGCAGACGGGGUAGGACCCAAUCCACAGGUCCUAAAGCCGCGGACUCGGACUCUGAGCUGACCGACGUGCAUUCCCCGAUGGGCAGCCCCUGCUCUGCCCGCAGCAGAGGGACUCCCUGCAGCAGCCGCACAGGCUCAGGGAACAGCGGACGAGGUGCUCCGGCCUCCAGGCGCUCAGUCAAGGAUCUUAAUGUCGUUCUAGAAAAAGCCGCAGAGCCAUCUGAAGAGGACUCUUCAUUAAAUGAUUCUCGGUUAGAAAAUACAGUGAUUGCUGAGGACGCAGACUGCACACUGCUGGAGGAAGACAAGAAUCAAACACUGGAAGAAAAAGAGAAUGAAAGCAUGAGCAGGUCUGGUCUCACAUCAAAUGAGGCAGACGCAGUAAGAGUGGAAAAGGGUGUAAUUGUCAUUUCAGAAGAAGACUCCCAUGUGUCUCUCUCUGUAUCAAAUAGCCCUGCUUGUGCUGAAGAAGCCGCUAGUGAACCUGUAGUGACCGUCAGACGCCAGCAGGAGGAGCCGUGUGAUAAAAAUAAGUACGGGGGCUCCUCAGAGAUGGAAAUGAUGCAGGAAACAGCCCCCUCAUCAGAGCUGUUAAAGCCUUACCAAUCAGUUCCAGUGACAUUAUGUGAGAGGACUAAUGAAAUCACAGAGGUGGCUGAAGAGAAGCACGAAGCUAUGGAAGUAGCUCACGUGGACGCCCACUCAUCACAGGGAGAUGAGGCUGUGCAUGAGGAUGCUGCUGUGGAAGCCCGGCCUAGCGAGGAGGAGAAAAUGGAAGUCAGCACAUUGAAUGGAGAUGCUCAGCAGGUGGUUGACUCCAGCGAGGUCCAAGUUGAGCCCAUACAGGUAACAUCCAGCCAGCAGCACAAUAUCACAGUGGAUUCUGGCUCUGAACAGCCCCCCAAACAUGUUAUUGUACAGAAAACAAAAAUAAUUAGCCUGCUCGAGAGCAGCGAGGAUGAAGAUGCUGAAGAGGAGGAGGAGGAGGAGGAGGAGGAGAGGGAAGUUUCUGAAGAAGAGUAUUUGGGGCACAUGGCGGAGGGGAGAGGAGGACCCUCCAGUAAGUCGGAAGCAGCAGGUGCAUCAGUUGAUGGGCUGUUUAUGAUCGACACACGGCCCGGACAGGAGGCUGAUGAAGACUACUACAGGAGGAGGCCAGCGGAGGAGGAGAAGGCCACAAAUGAAAAGCAGGAGGACCAAGAUGAGGAGUUUGUGGAUGAGGAGGGGGAUGACGACGAUGAUGAAGAUGCAAAUAUCCUGUUCUGGAGUAGAAAUCCUGACUUGAAAGAGAUGUCCAGCCGUAUUGACCCCGGCAUCAGAGUGAAGGAGCUCGGGGGUUUAUACAUCAAUUUUGAUGGCAGCAAAUCAAAACCUGUCUCCAGUUCGCUGCAAAAACUAAAGGAAAAGAAGAUCCAAGACGAGAUGAUGAAGAAGAGUGUAAUUGGACCAGACUUUGAAAAGAAGGAUGCAGUGCCUCCGUACAGUGAAUCCAAACAAGCCUUAAAGUUGAAACACAGAGUGGAGAGGCAGAAAUCCACAGGGGAUGGGUGGUUUAAUAUGAAAGCCCCCGAGAUCUCUCAGGAGCUGAAAGGAGACCUCCAAGUCCUGAAGAUGAGAGGCUCGAUGGAUCCCAAGAGGUUCUACAAGAAGAACGACAGAGAUGGCUUUCCCAAAUAUUUUCAGGUUGGUACAGUGGUGGACAACCCAGCUGACUUCUAUCAUUCCCGCAUUCCCAAGAAGGACCGGAAGAGAACCAUGGUGGAGGAGCUGCUGGCUGAUGCUGAGUUCAGGCACAACAACAAGAAGAAGUACCAGCACAUCCUGGCAGAGAAAGCAGCACAAGGAGCUGGUAAGAGGAACAAGAAGAAAUUCCAGAAGAAGUAAAUCUGAAGACUUGAAAAACACUGAGUGGCUUUUCAAUACUGAUAUCAUCAACAGCAUACAUCAUAUGGUGGGACUAAUGUCACCUCUAAAGAUGGAUUGAGUUUACUUGUCUUUACAUGGAGAAGCGACUGUAUAAAAAAAGACGAUACAAGUGAAGUUGAUUCAGUAAUCAAGUCAUUACUUUGUACAGUUACCACAAAUAAUGUGUACAUGCUUAUAUUAACAACUGAAACAUUUAUUUUUAACCAAAUGGAUCUGUAUUUUCCAAACAUUUUGCUCCACAGUAAUCAUAGUCAAUAUAAAAAUACAUGCAUCAAAUGAACAUUAAAAUACUCUCUUGACUGGCACCAAUGUGUGUAAAAGUUCUCUUUAACAUAUCACAUUCUGGAAAUAUGGCUUGUGCUAUGGGAUGAAAUGCCACCAUAAUUACUGUCAUUUGUGAUGAAAACAGAACCGAAACAAGUGUUUUUAUAGCAUGCUGCAUACAGUCAAAUGUUAAGGUUACAUAUAUAUAUCACUUUGUUGUUAAAAAAAGACCUUUUGAAACAUCCGAGUGAGAACCAAAAUAAAACACGAAAGACAAAUUUUCUCAGUCACAUCAAUAAUUGAUGAUACCUCUAUAAACUAGACAUGAUUUGUAAUUUAAUACUGUUAUUCAAAUUAGAUUUUUUUUUGUAUAUGAAUUUUCAAAUCGACGGCUUUCUGAACCGGAAAAUGCAAACUGGACGUGUGGAAGUUCAUUUUGUUG